This is a messenger RNA of Benincasa hispida (wax gourd), 3923 nucleotides long. RefSeq names its product Pentatricopeptide repeat (PPR) superfamily protein (gene REME1). The record is from RefSeq and is a predicted model, not a curated record. Gene Ontology annotation, biological process: RNA modification. Lineage: Eukaryota; Viridiplantae; Streptophyta; Magnoliopsida; Cucurbitales; Cucurbitaceae. Gene Ontology annotation, cellular component: intracellular membrane-bounded organelle. Gene Ontology annotation, molecular function: protein binding; RNA binding; zinc ion binding.
UUCUCCACAACAUUUUCAAUCUCAUCUUCUCACCCGUUGCUUCUCAGUGGGGAGUCCCUAGAAACUAUUAUUGCGCCUAGGGUUUUCUUCUUUUGUGGGUUUCGUUUUCACCAAUGAAGGAAUUUGGAGUGAGAAUCGAGGGACAUGGGAUUUAAUUAGAAUUUGGGAAGGAAGCUUGGCUCAUGAAUUUCGAAUCUCUCUUUCAUUUAUGAUUUGAAUCAACCGCUUUUGUGUUUUUCAUCCUUGAAGAAGUCAUGAGAAGGGCAACUUUAUUGUUGAAGCUUACUCCUCCCAUUUGGCUAUUUCGUUUUUGUUCAGUGUCGGCCUACUCGUUAGUCGACGAGUUCACGAAAUUUUGCUAUCAAAGGGAUCUUCCAAGAGCCAUGAAAACGAUGGAAGCGAUGCAGAGAAACUGUCUCUAUGCCGAUGCAAUUACUUACUCCGAGCUUAUCAAGUGCUGCCUUCUUCGUGGGGCUGUAGAACAAGGUCGGCUUGUUCAUGAGCAUGUUUUCUCAAAUGGGUACGAGGCCAAAACAUUCUUGAUCAAUACUCUGCUUAAUAUGUAUGUAAAAUUCGGCCUCUUGGAUGAAGCCCAGAAUCUGUUCGACGAAAUGCUCGACAGGAAUGUUGUCUCUUGGACGACUAUGAUAUCUGCUUAUUCCAGUUCCAAUCUUAACCAUAAGGCGUUGGAGUUUCUGAUAUUGAUGUUUAGAGAAGGUGUUCGACCUAAUAUGUUUACGUAUUCUUCGGUUUUGAGAGCUUGCGAUGGUUUGUUGAACCUCAGGCAGCUACAUGGUAGCAUAAUGAAGGUGGGUUUGGAAUCUGAUAUCUUUGUAAGGAGUGCUCUGAUCGACGCUUACUCAAAAAUGGGUGAACAGCGAGAUGCUUUGAAUGUUUUUAACGAGAUGGUUACAAGUGAUUUGGUUGUGUGGAACUCCAUUAUUGGUGGUUUUGCUCAGAACAGUGAUGGGGAUGAAGCUUUGCGUCUUUAUAAGAGAAUGAAGAGAGCUGGUUUUGCAGUUGAUCAGUCUACAUUAACUAGUGUUUUGCGAGCCUGCACUGGGCUAGCGCUCUUAGAGUUGGGCAGACAAGUGCAUGUCCAUGUAUUGAAGUAUGAUCAGGAUCUAAUCCUUAACAAUGCACUUCUUGACAUGUAUUGCAAAUGUGGCAGUCUAGAAGAUGCAAACCUUGUUUUCACAAGGAGGAUGACAGAGAAGGAUGUCAUCUCAUGGAGCACUAUGAUUGCAGGAUUAGCUCAAAAUGGCUUUAGCACAGACGCACUUAAAUUGUUUGAAUCAAUGAAAUCUAAAGGGCCAAAGCCAAAUUACAUCACCGUACUUGGGGUUCUUUUUGCCUGUAGUCAUGCAGGGCUUGUAAAUGAUGGAUGGUACUAUUUUAAAUCUAUGAAGGAACUUUUUGGGAUUGAUCCUGGAAGAGAGCACUAUGGUUGCAUGAUUGAUCUUCUUGGUAGAGCUGGAAAGCUUGACGAAGCUGUGAAGUUGAUCCAUGAAAUGAACCAUGAACCAGAUGCAGUGACAUGGCGAAUCUUGCUUGGUGCUUGCAGAGUCCACAAGAAUGUGGAUUUAGCCAUAUAUGCUGCUAAAGAAAUCCUGAAACUGGAUCCUUUCGACGCCGGGACGUACAUAUUGUUAUCGAAUAUUUAUGCCAAUUCCCAGAAAUGGGAAGAUGUUACAGAAGUUAGGAGCAGGAUGAGAGCUAGGGGAGUGAAGAAAGAACCAGGAUGCAGCUGGAUUGAAGUGAGCAAACAAGUUCAUGCUUUUAUAUUGGGAGACAACUCACAUCCAAGAAUAAAAGAGAUAAAGAGGGAGCUAAGCCAAUUAAUUCAAAGAUUAAUGAGAGUGGGUUAUGUUCCAGAUACAAAUUUUGUGCUGCAGGAUCUUGAAGGAGAACAGAUGGAAGAUUCCCUUCAAUACCACAGCGAGAAACUGGCAAUUGUGUUUGGUUUGAUGAGUUUGCCAAAUCAGAAAACCAUUCACAUAAGGAAAAACCUCAGAAUCUGUGGGGACUGUCAUAUCUUUGCAAAACUUGUCUCACAGUUGGAGAAUCGAGUCAUCGUCAUUCGAGAUCCUAUUCGAUACCAUCAUUUUCGGGAUGGUGUGUGCUCUUGUGGUGAUUACUGGUGACAUGACCUUCAGUCUAUUAUCAGCUAUUUUGUGUGACACUUUAAGAGCUUCUUUGGAAUUACUCUUUUGCCUUGGAAUAUCCAAGGUUUGUACAGUUCUUCAAAGCUAGUUGAUCAGCAAUGUUAGCAAAGUUUGAUUGUUGUAAUCAAACGGCGUACGCUAUCAAAGGGUUCAUCAGAAUUGGGAUUGGCAAUUAUUUAGCACUAGCAACAACAAAUGUUGUGAGGCCUCAUUGGCAGCUUAUGGUGUGAUACACUGGAUUGUAUUACCCACAAGUAAGGUAAACACAGAACAAACAGAGAAAUCCAUAACCUAAUUGCAAGGAUGAUCAAAGCGGCAGUAGUCAAAACCCCAGGCCAGAAGCAAUUGGAGUUGGGGACUUUUUUGCCUGAGACCUGCUUACUUAAUGGAGAAUUGGGCUUCUUCAAAACCAGAACUACUAUCCCCCAGAACGGGUGAGCGUCGGUGGAGCCGCACAAUGGAAUUGUCAUUUUAUACAUCCAGACAAAAAGAAGCAUCAAAACUGUGGACAAUGAUGAAAGACAUUUUAUAUUGGACAAUUAUGGACAAAAUGUAGAAAAAUCAAAACUGACAUUAAAGAUGGUAUUCUAUUUCGAUUGAAAACUAACAUUAAAGGUAGUUGACAUUGAAAUGUUGGUCAUGUAUAAUGUCUGUUGAAAACCGACAUUGAAGGCCUUUGAUGAAUUUUAACUGAUAUUAUACUCCUAUAAUAUCAGUUUUAAACCGACAUUAAAGUCUAGUUUUAUAGUAGUGAAUGCUUCAAAUAAAUAACUGUUGAGAUAUUUUUUUUUUUUUUAAUCAUCUUUUAUAAGUUUGAAGAGUCAUGCCACGCCCUAGUCAAAAGUAGGAGGCACACUUGUUACUUCAGGACGAAUGACUCUCUAGUUAUUGAUUCCACCACCAAGCAAGGCAUGACAGUGGCGUCAGGAUCUAGAUCACGCAAGAGGCGAACAAGAGGGCAUUGUCGAAACUUUGAAUUAGACCAAUAUGUGAGUAAUUAACAUGGGAGGAUCAGGAUUGAGAUUAAGGCAGAGGUUAGAAAACCAGUUUGUGCUAAUGCCAAUAGAUUUAGCAAGUCCAUCGGUACCAUUGCUCGAAACACAAUUACGUUAUGCUGUAACACCUAGAAAGAUGUACCAAAAGAAGUAUGGAACUUAGCCAUGGAUCGAUUGUCGUCAUAUUUUGAUGUUGAUGUGACAAAAAGGCGUAUGAAAAAGUAUGUAUUACGACAAUUUCAAAAUACGUUCAAAGAAUAUAGAGCAGAGCUAUACAAGCAAUACUGUAGGUUCGAGGACCCAAAAGUAGCCCGUGAAAAUUCACAUGAAAGGAUGAAAAAUUUAGAAGAUUGAAACCGUCUAUGCAACAAAUGGAAGUCUCUUGAAUGGAAGGUAUAUAUUUUCUUCAGACUUGUUAUAGACCUAAAUAACUCAGUUGUAUCAAUCACACUGUUGUAGGAAACAAUGGAGAGAAACAAGAAGAGUCGAGUGAGUCUCCCUUACCUUCAUCGAACCGUGUCCAAGUGAUUUAUCCAAGUACAAAAAAAUGAAGAAUUUUGACGCUGACGAGUUGGAUUUAUUCCAAAAAGUCAUUUUUGUGAAAAAGAUGGUUGGGUGAAUGACCAUGCAAAAGAAGCAUGUGCAAGUUAUUCUCUAUCAUAGGUUGGUUGCUAUGAUAUGGUUGGAGGAGAACUUUCGGACCAAUCACAGAUCGCCACGUCAUUUAUUAAAUUAACGACGAAAUGCCAAAAUCAUCAAAUUU